AUGCGCCGUAGUAAAUUUAGAAAAGUCUGUUUUAUGUUGUUUUUAGUCUUGGCAAUAUUCGGUGGAUAUUAUGCUUAUCAAACGAGGAUAAAGAAAUUGUAUGAAAAAUAUUCAAGAUUAAUGCAACAAGAGAACGAGCGGGAAAAACUUGCUCUUCAGAAAAUAGAAUCUCAAAGGAAAAAACAAGAACAGCAACCAGUGCAGCAAGAGGAUGGAGUCCAACGAAAGUUUGUGAACGGAGUAGAAUUCGUCAUCGACCAGCAUCACGAGGAUCCAUCAGAUGUUGACAACAACCCAAAACCAGAAAUGCCUCAACCACCUGUGCAAGAUGCACAGGAACAGGACACUCAAGUGGACCACAAAGAACCCCCUAAACAACCCACAGUAGUUAAAGAUGACGAUGUCGAUGAUAACGGUAAAGAUAUCCCUGACGAUGCUGAUUUACCUUUGGAUCCUCAUGAGCAUCAUGGUCACCAACAUUGGCAUGAAGUGAAGCGACUAGGUGUAGACGGGGAUAGAAAGAUAGAGAGGGAAGUGAUCAAUGGUGUCGAGUUUAUCGUCAAUCACAAUGGAGAAGAUGUACCUGAGAAGAAAAGUCCGAUUGAUUCGCUCGUCAAGCAAGUCGAGAAGGAUGAAGGACCGCUGAAGGAUAUCGGAGGUGCUGGUCCCGCAAAUGAUGAAUCAUUGGCUAAAAUUCAUGGUUUGAUGAACGAAUAUAGAAAAAGAAUUCAGGUCGAUCAACCAGGAGGUGUCAUUAAAGAGCCGGUAAACGCCCAGAUAGCACGGCCUGUCAAUCAAAUACAGCAAGACGAAAAACAGGUGGCACAAGCUCCACCUCAAGUACAGCAAGACGAAAAACGGGUGGCACAAGCUCCACCUCAAGUACAACAAGACGAAAAACGGGUGUCACAAGCUCCACUCCAAGUACAACAAGCAGAAUUGAAUGACGCAGGAGCUAAAAUAGCACAAAAAGAAAGCUUAAUGCAAAGACUUGGGAUACAAGAACCUCUUGAUGAUAGUAAAAUCAUGAAGAUAAUUGUCUCUGGUAAGGUUUCAGAGGACGAUGCUAAAGCGUUGAUGCAAUACCAUUCAAACAACCUUGCUGCCAAAGCAGAUGAUGCAGAGGCAAACCCUGACACAGGAAACUCUGGUGGGGAACCACAGAAGAAACCCAAGAAAGAUGCACCACUGAACUCUUUAAAAGUUUAUGAUUUGAGUGAAGAGGCGGAUUUAACAUUUGACUGUGUGAAAUUGAAACUGCUGAAUAACGACACCAAAAUAUGUGUUAAUGAUCCUAAAAUAGAUAAGCCCAUUUCAGCGUCAUUGGUUGAAAAGGGUACAUGGGAGUCACAAAAUCUUCAAGAGUUUCAAAGAGCUUUGGUAGCUUGCCCACAAUGCGGAGUUCUCGACUUGGGUUCUAAUUUGGGAGUGUAUUCCUUAACAGCGGCACACUACGGGCGACAAGUACUCGCCGUGGAACCUUUGUUAGAAAACAUUAGACCGUUUCAUAAGUCUGUCCAGAUAAAUGACUUUAAUGAACAGAUUGUAUUGUUGAGGAAUGCUGUGUCGGAUAGACAUGGGUAUAUGGAGGUGAAGUACCCCGUGCCACCUAAUAAUCUGGGGGCAGUGUAUGCGGAACACGUCGAUUAUAAGAUGGCGAUGAAGGAUAAUAUAGGCACUAAUAUAGUUAGAGCUAUUACACUCGAGGACCUCAAAUUCGUUGUUGACUUUAAAUCAGUUAUUUUAAAAAUAGAUCUUCAGGGUAUGGAACAUUCGGUGUUUAAAAACAGUAUGGGAUUCUUCGACCAGCGAGAUGUUCCUUAUAUCUUCAUGCACUGGCAGUAUGACGAAUAUAAGCAAGCUACACUUGAGACUGCUGAUUUCCUGGUCCGAAAAGGAUAUCAACCUAAAAUAACUAUUAAUGGUAAUAGCGUUGGUGUGAGUGCUUUAACUCGGGAUCAACAUCUGCUUAUCUGGGUGAAACAAUACGCUCAACCAGAACAACAGGAGUGA
Lottia gigantea (owl limpet) is the source of this 2013-nucleotide messenger RNA. RefSeq lists its product as hypothetical. The record is from RefSeq and is a predicted model, not a curated record. NCBI's taxonomy places the organism in Eukaryota, Metazoa, Mollusca, Gastropoda, Lottiidae. The transcript has 2 exons. Bases 1 to 2013 code for a protein of 670 amino acids.